CAGUGGGCACCUUUUCAGAGCUACUGCGUGCGGGCUGGAAGGCUGCUUGGUGUCGAAUUGGGGCGAUCUGGAAGCGAGGAGCCUUUGGGCCGUGGCUCGCCGGGGGUUCGGAGACCCCUACAGGGGCCGACUCCAAUCACGGCCCCACCCCCACAGCCUCGGCUGCAGUGUGACAGUUGAUACCUUCGGGCCAGAUCGCAGCCGGCCAGGCGCCCACUGUUUCGGGAUCCCCCACUGUGGCCCCUCGAUGCCCCCCGACGACAAAACAGUGUGAAGACAGCAUGUAUGAUCCCUGAAUGGGCCUGUGGGCAUAUUUAGUCAUUCAUUUUUGAUCAGGAGAAAGAAGACGGCCAUCACUUGAAAGGUUGGAAGGAAGACUGAUGAAGAAAAAUAACAGCAUGAUUCAGGCACACCAUUGAGUUCUUUGGGAUGCCCAAAAGUGUCUGGUUGGGAAACAUGAAAUAGAAGACAAGACCCUGCCUCAGCAAGUAUACUCAAGAAUACUUUUAAAGAAACCUAUCAAUACAUGCAAAACAGUAGCUGUUGGAGGUAAUGGAACUGUACUGGAACAAUGGGAAAAGCUGGUAGCUUAUAGGAAGCCAAGAUGACAAGAAUGGUUUUAAAUAAUCCAAGGAAGAAUCCUGCUCAAAAAUGAGGUGAAUUAAUGCUCAGGUGCUCGGGAACCCUGGACAGCUACAUGAGGUGUUUAAAAACUGCCCUGACCAUCUUGCCAAACAAGUCUCUGCUCAUGAAGCCCCACAGGAUGAACGAGCCAAGGCAGGUCAGUGUCCUGCCCUAUUGGAACAGUGACUGCUGACCUGCCAAGAGUGAGCUGGGGUCUGCCUGCUGUCUGUCAGUACAAUGACGGAAGUGGUUUACUGGUCACCCAAGAAGGUGGCAGACUGGCUGCUGGAGAAUGCUAUGCCAGAAUACUGUGAGCCUCUGGAGCAUUUCACAGGCCAGGACUUGAUCGACCUAACCCAAGAGGAUUUCAAAAAAGCCCCCUUGUGCCGAGUCUCCUCUGACAACGGGCAGCGGCUCUUGGACAUGAUAGAAACUCUGAAAAUGGAGCACCAUUUGGAAGCACACAAGAACGGCCACGCCAAUGGGCACCUCAACAUUGGUGUAGACAUCCCCACCCCCGAUGGCAGCUUCAGCAUCAAGAUUAAACCCAAUGGGAUGCCAAAUGGGUAUAGGAAAGAGAUGAUAAAAAUCCCCAUGCCAGAACUGGAGCGCUCCCAGUACCCCAUGGAGUGGGGCAAGACUUUUCUGGCCUUUCUUUACGCACUUUCCUGUUUUGUUCUCACCACAGUGAUGAUCUCGGUCGUCCAUGAACGAGUACCUCCUAAGGAGGUGCAGCCUCCACUACCGGACACGUUUUUUGACCAUUUUAACCGGGUGCAGUGGGCCUUUUCUAUUUGUGAAAUUAAUGGCAUGAUCCUUGUAGGACUCUGGUUAAUUCAAUGGCUGCUCUUAAAAUACAAGUCUAUUAUUAGCAGAAGAUUUUUCUGCAUAGUUGGCACGCUGUACCUGUAUCGGUGUAUUACAAUGUAUGUAACUACACUCCCAGUACCCGGCAUGCAUUUCAACUGUUCUCCGAAGCUUUUUGGAGACUGGGAAGCCCAGCUGCGGAGAAUAAUGAAACUCAUUGCUGGAGGUGGCUUGUCUAUCACUGGCUCUCACAACAUGUGUGGGGACUAUCUGUACAGCGGGCACACGGUCAUGCUAACACUCACCUACUUAUUUAUCAAAGAGUAUUCCCCUCGACGUCUCUGGUGGUAUCACUGGAUUUGCUGGCUUCUCAGCGUAGUUGGAAUCUUCUGUAUUCUCUUAGCGCAUGACCACUACACUGUGGACGUGGUGGUGGCAUAUUACAUCACCACAAGACUCUUCUGGUGGUAUCACACUAUGGCCAAUCAGCAAGUGCUAAAGGAAGCUUCCCAGAUGAACCUCCUGGCCAGGGUGUGGUGGUACAGGCCAUUUCAGUACUUUGAAAAGAAUGUCCAAGGAAUUGUACCUCGAUCUUACCAUUGGCCUUUUCCCUGGCCAGUAGUCCACCUCAGUAGGCAAGUUAAAUACAGCCGGUUGGUGAAUGACACAUAACAGCUGUACAAAGUGGGGAAAAGACAAAUUGUCCGAAGUGCUAAGAACUCCAUGAGAGAAGAUGCCAUAAAAUAAACACCUCCCUAAUCCUAUUAUCUUUCAAUGGUUACCUAGACUUAACCUAUUGAGUUACCUGGUCAGCACUGUGAUCUUUUUUUCUCUCCAAAGGACCUGCGUUGGACAACAAUAAAGAAAAAUUUAACCUAUCAUGCACUGUACACAUUUCCUGUUCAUAAGUUUGGGAUUUACAUAACCCGCAACCACCAUGUUCCUUUGUAUAUGAUGCAACAGCAUAAAUGUAAGCUUUUAUAUCAUAAGUUCUGGUCUUUCCAGUCACAUCUGGAAAUAAAGCAUAUUAUUUUCUUGGGAAAACAUACUUUUCAUAUCUCUUGCCCCAAAGAUUGGGCUGUAAGCCAUUUUCUAGCAUAUGUCUCUAUGAAGGUUUCUAAGUACCUGAAUGGGGUUUGAUUCUGAAAUCUUUCUAUCUGUUGCACCGAUAUUCAAAUAAAAAUGAUAGACACAGAAAGGUUUGGUAACUUUGGGUUUUGUAAAAUCACAAAGACAGUGUUUCAAAAAGUGCAAAAAAAAAAAAAGAUUCUGUUAUAAAGUGAUUUUCUAAGUAUUUCCUAACUUUAUUUUUCAAAAUGAUGUUAUGAAAACCAAAUUUAAAGAUUUUUAACAUGUCAGAGAGAAGAGAGUUAAAAUUUAAAAAUGCAUCUUGGGAGAGAAAUUUGUCUAUGUUUCUAGUGCCUUUCUUGUCUUGAUUGUAUGGUCAGUAGGCAAUCUUAAAUGUUUUUAUUUAAAAUAAAGUAUUCCAUGAAAAUAUAAAUGUAUGUAUACACUACUAAAUUUUGCAUUUAUAGCUAAAUUAAAUCAGAUGACUGCUUAUGGUUUUAAAAUUGAAAUGACUUAAAUAAUGAGGUUGUUAAUUAGAAUCAGAGCCUGUUCACAUAUUGUGAUCAGGUAGAAUGACAUGUACCAUUUAAAUUAUUUUACCGUCUAUUUGGUAGUUUGAUUUUAACUACUCAAUGAAAACAGCCAUGAAUAUCUUUUCUUUAAAGAGAGUUUUGAAAAUGAUCACUUACCUAAAACUUGAAAGCUAUGAAUUAAUUAUCCAUACUCUCAUGACAGUUUUGUUGGUGAACAACAAAUAAAGAGACCUAUUUCUUUAAAAGAUAUUUGUGCAGAAACUGCAUGUAACUCUAAGUUUUACUCCUAACAUACGUAUGUUUGGGGAAGUAUUCUAUUCUAUACUUGCCAAUGUGGAGAACAAAAUAGUUUUUUAAGAAUGAAGAAGUAUAUAUAUAUAUCCAUUCUGUAUUUUACGUGCAGCAGAAUUAUCUUCCGUAGGAUUUUUUUGUGUAUUCACAAGGUGAUAUUUGUAUUGUAAAACAAUAAUGGUGAAGGAAAUAAAAAGGCUUUUAAAUUUUUGUUUGUUUUAAAUCUUUGUAAAGUUAUUAUUCCAGAGAGUAUACUGGUAUCUUACAGCUUACCUAGACCAUAAAUUAAUCAAAAUGCACUUUUUAAUAAAAACUGAUACUUAAAAUAAA
Messenger RNA from Cebus imitator (Panamanian white-faced capuchin), 3653 nucleotides. It is a transcript of the gene SGMS1, whose product is annotated as sphingomyelin synthase 1. Gene Ontology annotation, molecular function: sphingomyelin synthase activity; ceramide cholinephosphotransferase activity; protein binding. Gene Ontology annotation, cellular component: Golgi membrane; endoplasmic reticulum membrane. Gene Ontology annotation, biological process: ceramide biosynthetic process; sphingomyelin biosynthetic process. The transcript has 10 exons. Lineage: Eukaryota; Metazoa; Chordata; Mammalia; Primates; Cebidae. Bases 862 to 2103 code for a protein of 413 amino acids. The record is from RefSeq and is a predicted model, not a curated record.